CGGUUAACGAGUCUCGAUAACAGACAUUGUAGCUAUUGCGAUUGAGACGCUAGUAUAAAUGCCAAUAACCUACGUCUUUUAAGUUUCUCCGUUUGUGCUUCUGCUGAGUCCUGGAAUAUUUUUUUUUAAAAAAAAGGAACAAUCAUGUCUGAGGAGAAUGUGCUGUUAGAAAUUGUUAUAGGAACUUAUGAAAAGUAUUUACUUGGUUACAAAUUGGAGAUGAAUCAAGAUCAAUUUGCCUUAAGACCAAGUUUUGCAACCGAAGCCCAUUUGCUACCUGUGAAAUGUAUUGCAUCUUCUGAGAAAUAUUUAGCUUCUGGUAGUGUUGAUGAAGCAAUUCGAUUGUUUAACAUGAAGACCCGUAAAGAAAUUGGUGCACUACUUCAUCACAAUGGAACAAUAACUUGUUUAGAAUUUCAUGAUUCAUAUCUGCUGAGUUGCAGUGAAGAUCACUCGAUUUGUGUUUGGUCUACCAGUAGCUGGCAGUGCAUAAAAACACUUCUUGGUCAUGAAAGCACAGUUAACUUUCUUGCUGUUCAUCCUACAGGUAAAAUGGCUUUAUCUGUUGGGAAAGAUAAGACUUUGAGGACAUGGAAUUUAAUUAGAGGACGAUCAACAUAUGUCACAAAUAUUAAGAAAAUUGCAGAUAUUGUUCGUUGGUCACCAGAUGGUUCUUAUUUUUUAGUUUGUUCUGGUAAUACCAUUGACAUCUAUUCAGUUGAGAAUGCUACAGUUGUAUCAACAAUUGACUUUCAACAAAAGAUAUGUGAUUUUACCUUUGUAAAUGAUGAUUUGCUUGCUGUAGGAGGAGAAAGUGAACAUAUUAAUUUCUAUGACAUAAAAUCUGAAGAGAUGCGUUUUAAAUUAAAAACAAAGGCAAAUAGGAUUAAAGCUCUAAAGAGUGUGAGCGUUAGUGAUGAGACAUUUCUUGUAUCUGCAUCUAGUGAUGGUUGCAUUAAAGUAUGGCAUAUGGAUUUAAGUCAGGAUGAAAUGAAAGCUCGAAAGGUUGCUAAAGUAAAGACACAAAGUAGACCAACUUGUAUGGCAAUUGUCAUGGGAAAUUAAUUAGGUUCCCAUUGGAAAUGUUAUGUACAUAAGUUAGCUAGCUAGUUCUAGUAUGUAUGUUAGCUAGUUCUUCAAUUCAGUAGGGAGUUGAAAAUCCGUAGUUUCUAACCACAUUUUUGAUGAAGACAGACAACAAUGCAAAAGUGUCAAAAUUGAAAAUUUUAUUCUAAUGUUUUGCUUAAUGGUUCGAAAGAAAUGAAAAAGACUGAAAUCCCAUGCAACGAGCUCGCGAUCAGCAUGCUCGAUUUGCGACUUUGAAAAAUGAAUACUUUGAGCAGGGGGAAAAAAAUCCCCAUAAUCAUCAACAAUAUACUUUCAUAUAUCAUACUGCAACAAUAUACAAUAUCAAUACUUUCCUUUAAAAAAGCUUCGAUUCCAAAGGAAUGCUAAAACCAAUCGGAAAACAUUGAUAGCAAUGUUGUUAAAAGAAGGGAUUUGAAAAACCGGAUCACCGAUAUGACAGAUGUCUGAAUCUUCAUGGUAAUUAUAUCGAAUAACAAUAUAUGUGUGCAAAUUGUAGCGAUAAAGUCCUCACUAUUCAUGACUUUUUUGCAACCCUUCGGAGACUGAAAAAAGAUUCAAAAUCUGCAACGUAAAAUGUGUUCUGUCAUAGUAUUCGAUAAUAUUAUAUAUUUACAAGCAAUAUAGCAAUUAAAAUCCACCUAGUAAAAAAAAUAGAAAUUUUUGCCUUUUUUUCAUGAAAAUUACAAUUUAUUGAGGCAGAAAAAAAUGAGGGAAAUCGUAAACUAUCACGCUUACAAAUUUCAUUUUUAUCAAAUUUGUUGAGAUUUUAUGCCAUAUGGUGAAAAUUCAUUCUUCAUCAGCACUGUUUUCAUUGUUAUUUAAGAUUUCCUUAGAACAUCCUUAGAUUUCCUUAGAAAAUCCCCAUAGUUAUCAACAAUUCGUAAAGGAAAUACUAGAAGUAUUAGAAAUCACCGAAUGUGUUUUUUUUUUAAAUCAUAAAAUGUGUCCUUAUUUUAAUGAAUGUAUAAAUGGAAUGACUUUUACUAUAUAUAUGUAAAUAAUCGUUGUAAAAACUUAUUUAAAUUAAAAUUUUCCUUCUUACAUUUGUUACUAUGUUGUUCAAUCCCCUGCAUGGAACCAUAAAUGGAGAAUUAAGAUUAAAAACCAUUCCAUCUCUUAAGUGAAAUUCUGAAUUAUAUUAAAAAUUAAAUUUACCUUAAUAAUUAGGAAGUUGUAAAAAGUCUAAACUGUUUGUACUGUAAAAUAAUAAUUCAUUGUAUCUUGUAAAUAAACAUUUUCCAUCAGAAA
This is a messenger RNA of Argiope bruennichi, 2337 nucleotides long. Its product is annotated as p21-activated protein kinase-interacting protein 1-like. The coding region runs from base 145 to 1065 and encodes 306 amino acids. Gene Ontology annotation, molecular function: protein binding. NCBI's taxonomy places the organism in Eukaryota, Metazoa, Arthropoda, Arachnida, Araneae, Araneidae. The record is from RefSeq and is a predicted model, not a curated record. The transcript is spliced from 10 exons.